AGAGCCCGGGCGAGGAUGGAGAAGAGCAGCUUCGCCAUGGCCAAAUUCGGUUUGGAGCCCAAGGAGGCGAUGCCCAAGCGCGACUGCGGUUUUUACCUGAAAUACAUUUUCCUUUUCACCUCGCUGAUCCAAUUCCUGAUCAUCCUGGGGCUCGUGCUCUUCAUGGUGUACGGGAACGCUCAGGCGGGCACCGACACCCACCUGAGGCUGCUGGAGGAGCAGGUGCAGAGCCACUACCGCAGGAUUGUCACCCUGGGUGCCACCAACGCCAACCUCAGCCGCGCCCUCAACGCCACCCUCAAGGACAAGGAGAAGCUGCAGGGGCUGGCGCUGAAGGUGCAGAGGGAGCUGGAGAAGUGUAACAGCAGCCAGGCUUCCAGCAGCCUCCCGCAGCUGCAGCAGCUCGUGUACCAGCAGGUGAGGUUGGCCGAGUGCCAGAUGACCGCCACCCUCAUCAACACCUCCUGCAGCGCCGAGAAGCUGCAGCUGCGGCAGCAGCUGGAACGGGCCGGCUCAUCCCAGAAAAGCCUGGAGGAAAGCGGCCGGCAGAGCCAGGCCGGGCUGGCCAAAGCCACCCAGGAGAGGGACAGGUGCCAGCAGGAGCUGCAGAGCUCCAGGGCCGAAGGGGAUCUCAGCAGGAUGGAGCUGCAGCUGCAGAGACACGAGUGCCGCGCCCUCCAGAGCGACAUGAACAACAAAUUCCCCCGGAUCUCGGAGCUGGUGAAGCAGCUCCAGUGUGGGGAAGCGGAGAGCGAGCUGAAGCAGCUCCGGGAGCGAGCCUUGGCGCUCCUGAGGGAGCACCAGGAGAGGGAUUCCCAGUACAUCUGGAAAAGCCGCUGCGAGCUGAACGUGCAGCAGUGCCAGCUCAACUGCUCCCGGGAAAAGCAGGAGCUCGAGAACAGGAUCCAGGCGCUGGAAAAGCGGGAGAAGGAUGGGCUGGAGGAGAGGAAGAGGCUGGAGCAGGAGAAGGAGAAGGUGGGGAAGGAGCUGGAGGAGAAGAGGAAGGAGGCGGCGGCGCAGGCGGAGUCGCUGAGGGAGCAGCUCGGGGUCUGCAUGGGAACCAAGAUGCCCCACCUGGAGCUGCCGGGCUCGCGGGGGCCGGGCAGCGCCGCCCGCUCCAGCUCCUUCUCUGGCCCCGGCUCCUACAUGGAAUUCCUGCGGAACCCGGCCACGCUGGGCACCAUGGGGAAGAAGAACCUGGAGGAGCUCCAGCAGAUGCUGCAGGUGAUGGAGCAGCUCAUGGCCACCCUCAAGAGCCCCAGCGGAUAACAUCCAGGAAAACCCCCGGGAAAAGCAGGAGCCGCCCAGGAAGUGCUUCCCGCAGCACGGAUGGCAGAGCCGCGCCCAGGGCCACCCUCCCGCUGUCCCCGUGUCCCCAAAGCCACCCCGCGUGUCCCCUCGGGUGUAUCCCCGCCUUCCGGCUGGAGCGGGACAACAGCCGGCCCCGAA
Molecule: messenger RNA, 1449 nt
Organism: Pseudopodoces humilis (Tibetan ground-tit)
Lineage: Eukaryota; Metazoa; Chordata; Aves; Passeriformes; Paridae
Gene: PLVAP
Product: plasmalemma vesicle associated protein
Biological process (GO): positive regulation of cellular extravasation; regulation of vascular permeability
Source: RefSeq, a predicted model, not a curated record